AUAAGAUUACUUUUAUUUGUUCUUAUUAACGAUUGCCUUUUCCAAAUUACUAUAAAACGGUGGCUAGGCGAUGAUGGCAUUAGUUUCAAUUGGUUUCACGAGUUGUCUCUAUUUGAAAAUGAAGGGAAUUCUUAUAUUCGCGCUCGUGGUCUGCUCAGCUCUAGCAGUUCCAUCUGAUGUCCACUCGUUGGUUCUACGUCAACGUCAAGAUGUAGAUAUAUUCGGCAACACUAGAAAACUCAUAGAAGAGCUAGUUGAAAACCUACGCCUAGCAGCAACUGAUGCCCUGGACGCCAUCAGGAUCUUUGAAGCUGGUCUGCUCGAGCAAGCCACUGCUAUCCGGGAGAAGAUUGCUGCUGACAUUCAGAACCUAAGCGACCGCGUAACAAAAGCUAUCCAAGGGAUCUUGGACCGAAUUACGGGAACUGGUACUGCGGUUAGAAAUUGCGUUGAGUCCCAUCGCAAGGACGCCAAUGCCCUCUUCAACGAAACAAUGACCAAGACACUCGAAUGUGCUGACGACCGUAUCAGCGAGAUUAGCACCCAGAUUGGCAACCUCAAGAACCUCACCGAAGGAGCCCUGCAAUUCGCAAAUGACGCCUUGGAACAGAUGAAGAAGUGUAUCGAAGAGAACCCUGGCCAGAUUCUGACUGUUGGGUCGUGUUUAGGGAGAACUGCACUGAGGACAGAGAUGAAAGGAGCCGUAUACGCAACCCAGAGUGGACUAUCGAUUGCUCGCCUUAACGUCGCCCUGGCCACCGUCCCAGCAUCUUUGGAAGUAUGCGCUGGAAACCACCUGGUUGCAGCAGGAAUGGUCACCGGCAAAAUCAUCAUGGAAAUCGGCAGUUGCUCUGUGUCUUCAGUCUACAGCACUCUGACUGGCUCCAACUCCAAUGAUUUGUGAAAGUCUCAUGUAAAAUUGGCAAAAUAAAUACACAUUGAUUUUUUCUUCCUUGUUAAUCUAGACAUAUUUUAACAGUAUCUUAUCAUAACUUUUUUGUAAGGUAACUACUAUUAACAAAGCAGCAAUACCUUUAUUUUGAGAUACAAACCCCAUCAUUCUCUCUUCUGUCUGUCACUUUUCUUAAUGUACAAAUAUUGUCUAAAGAUGGACUAUACAAAAGGAAUUGAUUGACAACAGCUAUUAUCACUAUACAAGUAUCAAAUUCUAUUGUUAGUAUUGGCUCUUCAAACUUAUAAGUCUUCUACACACGGAAAACCGCAACGACUGAUAAAGGGAAUCAUACGCUGUUUGGUAACCCUCUAAAAUUGAAGUAAAUGGCAGAUAAAUUUCAAAAACCCUCUUGAAACUAGCCUAUAAACGACAAAGAACCCCUGUUACUGAAGGAAUGUGACCAGCUUUUAUCAUGAACGGUAUAUUCGUGAUCGUUGUCCAGUUUCUUAUUAUUCAAAAUGUUUUGGCGAAAGAAAUAACAAGUUUAGACAAAGAAUUUGUUGAUCAAA
Ostrinia nubilalis (European corn borer) is the source of this 1464-nucleotide messenger RNA. RefSeq lists its product as uncharacterized. The coding region runs from base 71 to 904 and encodes 277 amino acids. The transcript is spliced from 6 exons. NCBI's taxonomy places the organism in Eukaryota, Metazoa, Arthropoda, Insecta, Lepidoptera, Crambidae. The record is from RefSeq and is a predicted model, not a curated record.